This is a messenger RNA of Drosophila ficusphila, 5418 nucleotides long. RefSeq names its product mitogen-activated protein kinase kinase kinase 4 (gene Mekk1). Bases 724 to 5241 code for a protein of 1505 amino acids. Gene Ontology annotation, biological process: protein phosphorylation; MAPK cascade. The transcript has 8 exons. NCBI's taxonomy places the organism in Eukaryota, Metazoa, Arthropoda, Insecta, Diptera, Drosophilidae. Gene Ontology annotation, molecular function: ATP binding; protein kinase activity. The record is from RefSeq and is a predicted model, not a curated record.
AGUUCGCGGCAGUUGGCAGAGAAAAGCAGUCGUUUUCUGGAGGCGACUCCGCUUCGUCGGUCGCGGCACACACUCGGUUAUAUAUUACAAAAACAGAUCCGUAUACUAUACGCAUUGGCGAAAUAGAUGGGGUGUAUUCUUGUUAAAAGUGCUAAUAAAUUGACUGGGUGCGUUAUGAAAUUCGAAAGGGUUCGGUGUGAGGCGUGCAAAGUGCGGCCGCCUGUUUGCCAGUUGUGAUAAACCCAGGAAAAUACAACUACUACCGUGGGAGAUAGUGCAUAACCCCCCAGAAAGAUUCCACCGAUCGGGAAAGGGAACCGGGUGCCGGGGAUCGUCCAGUCAUCGUUCGCUGCCCCGCGUCUAAAGUUCUCUCCAUCAGCUUUAUAAUUGUGAGCUGUUGAUUUUUUUUAUUGACUCUCAGCUCGUUCCGCCGUUGUUUUUGUCCCCGGAGUGGGUUGUGCCGAGCAAUUAGAUGUACAUAAAUUGGCUGUGGGACUCCCGAUCUCGCUCUGGCACCCACCGGAGAGUCUGAAAAUAAUAACAGCCCUCGAUCGCGGCAAUAAAACACAGUUUAAACUCACGGCACUAUCAACCAGUGGGGAAAACGAAAACAAGAAGAGGCCUGCACUCUAAAGUUUUCUCGUUUCGCUGCGACUCGCUGAUUUCUGCCGGUUUUGGAGCUAUUGGACUCGAGAAACUCUGAUUCCCCAAGCUGCACGCAAAAUGCGUCGGAAGAAAGUGGAGUACCGCGUCAAGCAGACGCCUUCGCGACCACUGCCGAUGGCAGGUGGUCGGAUUACAGACCUCGAGGAGGACAUGCCGCCGGAGGACGAGCUGGCCCACUAUGAGACGUUUGGGACUACCCCACCUCGAACCAGGCUAAAAAUCAAGAACCGCGACUGGGAACGCAAACAGAAGGUGGUCAAUGUGGCGGCUUCCGCAGACUUACCGGCCAGUGUGGGAGGUACUCCCAAGAAGGGCAACACCAGAAUGGCUCGAUCCCGCGUCCUGCGGCGCAACACCAUGGAUUGCGCCCUGCUUAACGAGAUGUUCGUCAAUGAGGAGAACAAGCGGACGGACAAGCGACUGCAGUCGCUGCUCCGCGACUCCGAGCGCGAGAUGAAAAACUCGCUGGCCACGACGGCGGUGGCGCCUCCGCGGGGCAGCAGCUUUCACGAGACUGCCCAUCCCCUUGAGUCUCUGGACCAGAUCAUGCCGCUCAGCUCGGAGGCGGCGCCGCCGAUACCACUGCGAAUAGCCUCCAAGGUGGUAGAGAGCUGCAAUCGCUACCGCUGCGUGUCUUCGCGUCCAAUUGGCUAUCGCUCUUCGGCGCCGCCAUUGGCCUUUGCAGCACAACUUCCUGCUGGAAUGUUGAGGAGCGAUGGAAGGGCCACCGCUGGACUGGGGAAACGAAAGGACUUCCACGAGACGUUCGCCAAUCUAAUUAAGCUGGGCAGCGUCGACCGACAGGAUGCCAAGCUCUCCCAAGAGGAGCACACCUGGCAGACGGAGCUAAAGGAUCUCAUCUGGCUGGAGCUGCAAGCCUGGCAAGCCGACAGAACUGUGGAGCAGCAGGACAAGUACCUGUUCGAAGCGCGACAAGGUGUCUCUGAACUCCUUACCCACAUCAUUAACUACAAGUUCCAGCCGCGCUACCGCCGCGAACCGAGUUUGAUUAGCCUGGACAGCGGCAUCCAUUCCGACAGCAACUCGAAUGCCAGUUCUCCUUUGCCCAGCAAAAUGUGCCAAGGCUGCAUGUCUCUGUACUGCAAGGAUUGCAUGGAUCAUCAGGAGUUAGCUCUGCGCGAGGUGGAGGGCAUGCUGACGCGACUGGAAGCUGCCGAGGCUUUGUAUCCCUCCUCGCAGGCCAUGGGCGCCCUGCAUCCCAUAUACAAGUCGCAAAGCUUUGUGGGUCGCAUCAAGUCCAUGUGCUUAUGGUAUAACAUUACCAAGCAAAACAAAUUGAAGCUCAGUAUUUUGGGAAAGAUUCUGGCCAGGCUGCAGGAUGAAAAGUUCUCUUGGCCCGUCUGCACAUCAUCCUACAUCGCAUCGGACAGCGGCAGUUCGUCUGCCUCGGGUGUGGAAAACGAUGAUUCGGCGGUUAACUCGAUGGAUUCAUCGAAACCGCCCAGUGUGGCAGGAUCCGCCUCGCGUAAGGGCUGUCGCAACGGAAGUGUGACGCCCUGCCACAAGGUGCAGUUCAUGCUAAACGAUGCAACCCAUGUGCCUGGCGAGACGUCAAGUAGUAAUGAAUCCACCUCCACGGAGAUCAGCCAGUUGUCCAGCGAGUGCUCACACGGCCACAUGCGCAAGGGAUCGAUGCACGACAUCAACAUCUUCAGCGUGGAGCCCUUGGGUACUUGCAGCAACAAUGGAACUGGAGAGCAGUCCACAGGGUUGUAUCGCAAGUUCAUAGAGAAUGUGCUUAAGAGUCGUGGACUCGCCAAGUCGCUGGCUUUUCUCCACAAGCUGCAUAACGUUGCGUUGUACAAGGCGCACAUUGCUCUGGAGAAACCGGGAGCGGAGGAUUUCGACUACGAAUUGGACUCGGAAGCUAUUGAGGAGGACGUGCCACGACUAGAUCCACAAAUCAGCCGCGAGCAGGUCGUGGAACUACGCACCUACGGCUAUUGGAGUGAGGAAGCGCAAUCGAUCAAUCUGCCCUCGUACAUUCCCACCUUUGUAUUCCUGAGCGGCAUUCCGUUGCAGUUCAUGCACGAGUUCCUGCGCAUGCGUCUCGAGACGCGACCAGUGCGACCGAAUCCCCUGAGUCUGGAGCAGUUGAUGAAGGAGCUGAGGGAGGGCCUGACCCUGGCAUUGACCCAUCGGGAGCGCUACCAACGGCACAUAACCACAGCACUGGUGGAGAACGAGGCGGAAUUGGGCAGCUACAUUAGCAUUCUGAAUCACUAUGACGCGACGGUGCGAAAGACGUUUGAGCUGUACUUGGAGUACAUUGACCAGCUGGUGCUGGUUGCCGUUCCGGAGGGCAACCAGAAGUCCGUGCUGGAGAAGGAGUGGAUGUUCACCAAGCUCAUUAGUCCCAUGAUCAAGGGCAUGCACACGCUGGCCUCGCAGAAGUUCUGCGGCAUCAUCAGCAAAUUGUUGCGGAACAUUUCGGAACGACUGGUGAAGCGAACCGUGGAGCUGGACCACCAGAUCGAUGGCACUGCCGAGACUGAUGACAGCGAGGAGGUCAAGUGGCAGCUGCUGACCAUCUGCCGGGAAACGCAAUCCCUGUUAACUGUUGAGCGGGAGCGAUCCAUAAAGGUGCUCUUCUUUGCCAAGACCUUCUGCCGCGACGUGGAGACAACGGACUUCCAUCGCGAGCACUACGAGCACGACGUGGCCAACCAGCAGCACGAUUUCAUCUGCUCGGACGUGAAGGCGGCGUUUAAGUUGCUGCAGCAGGAUGUCUUGCAGGUGCGCAACAAGCUGACGGCGAUUAUCGAGGGCGUGCAAAAGCGUUGCUGCUUGAGCAACAUGCGGGAUUUGGACGAGCAGGACAAGCAGGCGGUGCUGUCGCGAACCCGCGAGAUCCUUCACCAGGGCUACAAGUUUGGGUUCGAGUACCACAAGGACGUAAUCAGAUUAUUUGAGCAGAGGAUCAUGGACCAAAAAGACAGCGGGGCUCAUACGGUUGAUUUGGCUUUGGGCAUUAUCGCCUACGCCAAGAUGUGGAUGCACUUUGUCAUGGAGCGUUGCGAACGUGGACGGGGCAUGCGCCCUCGCUGGGCUUCCCAGGGAUUGGAGUUCCUGAUUCUUGCCUGUGAUCCGCAGAUCACCCAACACCUGGACGAUGGCGAAUUCGAGGCGUUGAAGCAGCAAAUGGAUCGGUGUAUCUCGCACGUGAUUGGCAUCACCUCGGAACCGGAAAAGGUUGCCAAGAAGAAGGCAUCGCCACGCACCCGCAAGACCUCGUCGCCGGCCACCUCGCGCUCCCGUACACCCACUCGGACUCCCAUGUCCGCUGGCAUGGUGCUCAAUCCGAAUACGCCGCCACUGCAGUCGCCGCCGUACAACAAGCUCCUUCAUCCGCAGUUCAGUCUAAAGGAGGAUCUGCUGCAGCAGUCUGGAAACACGUUCAGUUCCGUGGACAGUGCCGAUUAUGUGGACACUCCUUGCCAGAGGAGUUCAAAUGGCGAGCUGCGACUGCUGGUGCCGCAGACGCCGCCAACGCCAGCUUCUUCUGGAAAGGGCAGCAUAGAGAGCACGCCGCUGGCAUUGCGGCAAGAACGAGUCAGAGAUGCAGUUAAUCGCUUGGACAUGGAUCUGGAGGACGGACUGCGCGAACGCAGAUUGAUUGGUCAGGUGAAGUCCCUCAACUCCAGCGACAAAGUGCACAUAAGAGCACGUAGCGUCCACUUCCGUUGGCAUCGCGGCAUUAAAAUCGGCCAGGGACGCUUUGGCAAGGUGUACACGGCGGUGAAUAACAACACGGGUGAGCUGAUGGCCAUGAAAGAGAUCGCAAUCCAACCGGGCGAGACGCGGGCACUGAAGAACGUGGCCGAGGAGCUAAAGAUCCUGGAGGGAAUCAAGCAUAAAAACCUGGUGCGCUACUACGGCAUCGAGGUGCACCGCGAGGAGCUGCUCAUCUUCAUGGAGCUGUGCUCCGAAGGCACGCUUGAAUCGCUCGUGGAGCUGACUGGCAAUCUACCGGAGGCCCUUGCCCGACGCUUCACCGCCCAGCUGCUGGCUGGUGUGUCCGAGCUGCACAAGCACGGCAUCGUGCAUCGCGACAUCAAGACUGCAAACAUCUUCCUCGUGGACGGCAGCAACAGCCUGAAGCUGGGCGAUUUCGGAUCGGCGGUCAAGAUCCAGGCGCACACCACCGUGCCCGGCGAGCUGCAGGGCUACGUGGGCACCCAGGCAUACAUGGCACCGGAGGUCUUUACGAAGACCAACAGCGAUGGCCAUGGCAGAGCCGCCGAUAUCUGGUCGGUGGGCUGCGUGGUUGUCGAGAUGGCCUCGGGCAAGCGUCCUUGGGCCCAGUUCGAUUCCAACUUCCAGAUUAUGUUCAAGGUGGGCAUGGGCGAGAAGCCACAGGCGCCAGAGAGUCUCUCCCAGGAAGGACAUGACUUCAUCGAUCAUUGUCUGCAGCACGACCCGAAAAGGCGUUUAACCGCUGUGGAACUGUUGGAACACAAUUUUUGCAAGUACGGUCGAGAUGAGUGCAGCAGCGAGCAGCUGCAGAUGCAGGUGCGCGGAUCCUUCCGGCGGAAUGUGGCGACCAGCAGCUAAUUGCUGCCUGGACUUGUACUUUUUAAACCUCCGUUUUUUGACUCACCCGUACAUAUGAUGCAUAUGUACAACGGUGCGCAGUUUGUUUUGUGUCUAAUUUAUGUGAAUGUCGACUAUCUUAAAGGCCACGCCUAGUUUUAUGUUGGACAAUAUAUAACCCGUAUAAAAUUAUCAAAA